AUGUCUUUCCAAGACAUCAGGAGACAAAAGACUGUUUUGGCAAUGAGAAAACGAAGUUUGGAUGUGGGAAACGGUGAUCCCAGGCGCCAUCUGCAGAGGUUUCCCUCGGAUUCAGAUCUCUACAGAAAAGUUCUGCACAAAAAAGCCAUGUCACACACAAAUUUGCAUAAAAAGUUCGCAUCCUGUACGCAGUUAAACAAACCGGCGCAAACUUCACAACAUCAAAACUGCAAAAUUUUCAAGUACGCAGAAAAGUUGACCAUCGAACUAAACAAAUUUUAUUUUCAACAGGUUAAAGAGAAUAGAGUUAGAGUUCGGCGGAACAAAAGUCUGGCUUUUUCUGUCGUUUUUAAGGCCUUAAUUCAUGCACAAGUUGUGAGCGACCGUUUCACUCUAGGGGAUAGUUUGCGCAGUGGGUCAAGGCAAGGUGACAUGGUGGAAAAAGAAAACGACCGAUUCGAGUUUGAAGUGCCUGUGUACCUAGAUGGCAACGAAAAAAUUUUUAUUCACCGAGCCGAGGAGGAUGGCUUCAUAAGACUGCAACUCGAACACUGUGAGACUUGGAACGAUUGCAUCGACUCCGAAGGAUUUCUUUCAGCAAAUCUUGUUCGCUCAAAGCUUCAACUAACCAUGAAAAAUGCUAUUAAAAAUCUAAAUCAUGACGUAGAACAGGGAGCUGACGAGUUUCCGAGAGGAAUUGAGAGUCUGGAAGUCCUCUGUGAGGGUUCGACCAUUGUUCUGCACAUCAACGAUGGUUUCUUGGUCGUGGAGUUGAUUCCGACGAUUCCAAUUCCGAAGACAAGUUUAGAGUGGUGUCGUCGAUUUUCCGCCAAAUCCGGGCCUCCUUCUGAUGUCGUCGGAAAAUCCUGUCCGCUUCCCAUGAGCGAUCCCGAAACCCUCUGGAAACUGUCCUUUAAAUCCGAGGAGAAGAAAAAGUUCAUUUCUCUCGGCACCACUAAAUUCCGUGUGCUGCUAUCUUUGGUAGAAAUGCGGGAGCGAGACAAAACACUGAGGGAGUUGUCGUUGUAUCAUUUACAAACAAUUUUAUUUCACACUGGAGACAAAAUCACUGAUCCUUUGAAAUGGUGCACCGACAAAAUAGGAGACCGCUUCCUGGACGUGCUGGGCUUAUUGGAAAAGUUCUUAGAAAACAAAAAUUGUCCUCAUUAUUUUCUUCCACAAGCUAAUUUGUUUUCAAGCAUGAAUUCAGUUACAGUUUCUACUUUGAAAGACAGAGUGCGCAGAAUGUUAAAGCCAUCCUGCGUAGCUUGUAGUGUUAAGACGAUUUGUAAAAAAGGGUAA
Messenger RNA from Porites evermanni, 1302 nucleotides. The record is from the annotation of a GenBank genome assembly. NCBI's taxonomy places the organism in Eukaryota, Metazoa, Cnidaria, Anthozoa, Scleractinia, Poritidae.